CGUACAAGGCUUGCCAUGUCACUUUUAGCUUCUUAAUUUUAGAGGGUAGGGUCUCUAAAAUGUUGCGUAUCACUUUAAUAGGCUUUUGUUUUCUGAUGGCUGCCGGGGACAACAUUCAGUUUGAUGAAGAUGCGGAUUUAUCUGACUUUGACUUGGGAAUUGCUCCACGUAGAGUCCCAAGACAAGUCAAGACCAUUUUAACAAAGGAGACCAAACCUCACAUCCAAGAGCUCUCCAUAAAGACCACCAUCAUCUCACGCUAUGCCUUCACUGCGGUGCACUGUGCCCUGCUGAACCGUCAUUCUGCGGCCGCAGAGGUCUUUCAGUAUGCCAUUCCCGCAGACGCAUACAUCUCCAACUUCACCAUGAUCGUAGGAGGUCGCGUUUACCAGAGUGAGAUUACACCGAAGGAGAAGAGGGUCAAACAGGAAAAUGUCAAAACAAGAGGCCAGGACUCAGGUGACGCAAGUGUUGAGGUAGAGGUAGAAGUAUUUCGAAUGGUGGUCAAGAUCCCUGGUCGAAACCGUGCCAUCUUCUUCCUCACAUAUGAGCAGCUCCUGCAAAGACGAUUGGGUCGCUAUGAACAUGUGACCAGUAUCCGGCCCCUGCAGUUGGUCAGUCGCCUCAGUUUAGACAUAACCAUCGUGGACCACUCUCCCAUCACACAUCUGGAAGUUUUGCCUCUGCGCAAUGGAAAGGGCAUCACAUCUUCGGCCUCCUCUAAUGCACCAAAAAGUUCAGCCAAAUCUGAACCCCCUAUCACUACUGUUGUCAAAAACGAGAAGAAUGUGUGUAGUAUCACAUUUAGUCCCACCAUUGUGCAGCAGGCUAAAAUCACCACUAGUGGGAAUCUUGGAGACUUUGUCGUCCGCUAUGAUGUGGAAAGAGAGUUGGGAAUUGGAGAUAUACAGGUGUUGAACGGCCACUUUGUCCACUACUUUGCUCCCAAAGACCUGCCGGCUGUGCCCAAAAACGUAGUGUUUGUCAUCGACACCAGUGCAUCCAUGCUGGGAACAAAGAUUAGACAGACCAAAGAUGCUCUUUUUACCAUCUUGAGCGAUCUUCGUCCUGGCGAUCACUUUAACUUCAUAAGCUUCUCCAACAAAGUCAAAGAGUGGAAGAAUCGCCUGGUGCCAGUCACUCCAUUAAAUGUCAGAGAUGCCAAAAAAUUUAUUUACACGCUCGCACCCACAGGAGGUACCAACAUUAAUAGUGCCAUUGAAAUCGGCUCAUCUCUGCUUCGAGAUUACCUCUCUACAUCAGAGGCCAACCCUAACAGUGUAUCUCUCAUCAUUUUCCUGACUGAUGGACGUCCCACUGUGGGAGAGGUCCAGUCUGCAACAAUACUGGGCAACACUCGCUCUGCGGUGCAAGAGAAAUUUUGCAUCUUUACGAUUGGGAUCGGGAACGAUGUGGACUAUAAACUUUUGGACAGAAUGGCGCUGGAGAACUGUGGUAUGAUGAGACGAAUCAGUGAAGAGGCAGAUGCUAGUGUCAUGCUAAAAGGGUUCUAUGAUGAAAUAGGAACUCCUCUUCUGUCUGACAUAAGAAUCAACUACACCGAGGAUUCAGUGCAGUAUGUGACACAGCAUCUCUUCACCAACUACUUCAAUGGCUCAGAGAUUGUUGUCGCUGGAAAGCUGACAAACAAAAGUGCAGAGUCUCUGCAUGUACAGGUCACUGCCACCAACAAUGACAAGAGCAUCAUCUUGGAGACAGAUGUGCCACUGCGCCACCGUCAGGUCGAGACAGAGAAGCACGUCAAAGCAGCGAUAGCAGCACUGGCAGGCAUUGGCAGGCCUUCAGCAUCUGUAAGCUCCUACAGAUGGGAUGUUGCUCUGGGAGCCAUUGCGGAGGACUUUGCUGAACGUGUAUGGGGAUUUCUCAGUGUUAAAGAUGGUCUUCGAUCAAGACUGAAAAGUAGGACAAGCAAAGAAAGAGAAGAACACAUCAAGCAGGCCACCAACCUGUCUCUGACAUACAACUUCCUCACACCACUCACUAACCUGGUGGUGGAGAAGCCUGAGGUCCUGGCUGAUGGAACCAUGGCACCAGCACCCACUGUCUCCCCAGCUCCUCUGGGAGGAGAUUCAGCUGCCAAUAGCCUGCCAGAGAACACAGAGGAAGGACAGCCCCAGAAAUCUGACCAGAGGUCUACUGGCUCUUCUCACCAGAGCAGCACAGUUGGUAAAGUUCCAUCCAAGAAGCCAAUCAGUAUCUCAAAAACAUCAGCUGAUGGUGACCCCCACUUUGUGGUUGAGAUUCCACUAAGCAAACUGACGGUGUGCUUUAACAUUAAUGGUGAGCCCGGACACAUCUUGAGUCUGGUCUCGGACCACAAGAAUUCUGGUGUGACAGUAAAUGGAAAGCUCCUUGGUGCUCCUGCGCCUCCAGGCAGUCACAAGCAACAGCGUACAUAUUUCAACACCAUAACAAUUGUAGUGGACCACCCCAGACGAGCUUACAUCGAAGUGACUCCUAAAAAGGUGAUUCUGGAUGGAAAAGACCGCAUGGUUUUGGCCUGUCAUUCCACUGUCACAGUGACCAGUGGUGUAUUGACGGUGGCCAUCAUUGGGAAGUCCAAUGUGACUGUAACUGUGGGAGACAACAUAAGCUUCAUCAUUCUUCUGCACCAGUACAAGAACCCAGCACCCUACCAGAAAGACCAUCUGGGCUUCUACAUCAGCAACAGCAAGGGACUGUCUUCUGACUGCCAUGGACUAUUAGGUCAGUUCCUGUAUGAAGAAGUUGGCCUUGUUGAGUCAGGAGGAGAAAUGGCGCCCUCUACAGUCCUAAAGGUGAAGGAGCGCUCUGUGCCAGUGGUGAAGAAGACCAGGAAGAUCUUAAGUGGGACACAGAGUGUGGACUGUUGGUUUGCCAGGAACAAUGCUGCCAAGUUAAUUGAUGGACAGUAUGAGGACUAUCUAAUGUCCCACAUGUUUGAUACUGGGCACUCACUACACGGGACAAACAGACUUUAAGACUGCCAGAGACAUUGUAUCAAAUUUUGAUAUGUGUAACACCAGUCUUUUUAUGGACUACAGUUGUCAAACUUAAUUUUAUUUUUGU
Boleophthalmus pectinirostris (great blue-spotted mudskipper) is the source of this 3069-nucleotide messenger RNA. It is a transcript of the gene itih5, whose product is annotated as inter-alpha-trypsin inhibitor heavy chain 5. Gene Ontology annotation, molecular function: serine-type endopeptidase inhibitor activity. Lineage: Eukaryota; Metazoa; Chordata; Actinopteri; Gobiiformes; Gobiidae. The record is from RefSeq and is a predicted model, not a curated record. Gene Ontology annotation, biological process: hyaluronan metabolic process.